AUGAUUGUCCUGGCCCUCGUCGCGAGGGGGUCCGAGAUCCUCGCCCAGGUGCACGAUGACGAGCACCAGCGCUUCCUCACGGCGGCCGAGACGAUCCUGUCGCGCAUCCCGCCCAACUCGUCGAAGCUGUCGUACGCCUUCGAGGAUUGGCUCUUCCACUACGUCUCGCACGACGGCCUCGUCUACCUCGCCGUCGCCGACACCGAGACGGGCCGACGCAUGCCCUUCGCCUUCCUCUCCGAGGUGCAGAAAAAGUUCCUCGCCACUUUCGACCGAGGCCUCGCCGUGCAGCCCUCGACGCCCGCAGAGACGUUCGAAUCGUUCCACGGCACGCUCGCCGCGCUCGUCGACCAGUUCAACCGCGACCCGGACGCCGACCCCGUCAAGGCGGCCAAGGCCGAGCUCGCCGGCGUCAAGGACAUCAUGACCCAGAACGUAGAGCAGAUCCUGUCGCGUGGCGAGAGGAUCGAGCUGCUCAUGGACAGGACCGACAUGGCCGCCAACCAGUCGAUGGCCUUCCGAAGGCGCGCCGUCGGCCUUCGGCGCCAGAUGUGGUGGAAGAACGUCAAGAUCAUGGCCCUCGCAGGGGUGUGCGCAGUGACCCUCAUGUUCAUCCUCUUCGCCAUGUUCUCCCACUAG
Pseudozyma flocculosa PF-1 is the source of this 639-nucleotide messenger RNA. RefSeq lists its product as uncharacterized. Bases 1 to 639 code for a protein of 212 amino acids. Lineage: Eukaryota; Fungi; Basidiomycota; Ustilaginomycetes; Ustilaginales; Ustilaginaceae. The record is from RefSeq and is a predicted model, not a curated record. Gene Ontology annotation, cellular component: membrane. Gene Ontology annotation, biological process: vesicle-mediated transport. The transcript is spliced from 2 exons.